Molecule: messenger RNA, 624 nt
Organism: Emiliania huxleyi CCMP1516
Lineage: Eukaryota; Haptophyta; Isochrysidales; Noelaerhabdaceae
Exons: 3
Coding region: 1-624 (207 amino acids)
Biological process (GO): RNA catabolic process
Molecular function (GO): RNA helicase activity; ATP binding; nucleic acid binding
Source: RefSeq, a predicted model, not a curated record
AUGUUACUCGUUGAUGGCUCGUCAUCAGGCAUCUCGCACGCCGAGGCGGAGAAGGUCGUCGCGGGCUCAAGCCGUGCCAAGGCCGCCGCCGCCGCGGACGACCCAUUCGGCGACGACGGCGGCGACGGCACCCUGAAGAAGGACGAGGUGACGACGAUCAUGGGGUACCCGCCGGAUGGCUUCCAGUGCGGCUGUUUGGAGGUCAUCGUCCAUCCCGAGCUGGACCUGCUCGCCAUGGCGCCCACCGGCUCUGGCAAGACAGCGGUCGCGCUGAUGGCCAUCCUGCAGGCCUUCCGGCGCGGCAAGAAGGCGGUCUACACGUCGCCGAUCAAGGCGCUCUCAAACCAAAAGUACGCAGAGUUCAAGGCCUGGUUCUCGAAGCGAGGCAUGGCGAGCGCCGGCGUCGCGCUGCUCACCGGCGACAUCAAGAUCCGCUCGCCGCCCGGCGUCAAGCACGAGCUCAUCAUCUGCACCUCCGAGAUUCUGCGCAACAAGCUCGGGACGAGCAUGCGCGACCUCGACCUCGACAACCUCGGCCCUUGCGUCGUCGUGUCUGAUGAGAUCCACUACAUCAACGACAGCGAGCGAGGCACCGCCUGGGCGGCCCUGCGCCACCUGCCGUGA